Molecule: messenger RNA, 821 nt
Organism: Sipha flava (yellow sugarcane aphid)
Lineage: Eukaryota; Metazoa; Arthropoda; Insecta; Hemiptera; Aphididae
Exons: 3
Coding region: 182-628 (148 amino acids)
Source: RefSeq, a predicted model, not a curated record
AAAGCACACGCACACAGGCCGGGGUUGCCGGGCGCUACGCGGACGUGCGUGCGGACGGCGGCCGCGUGUGUAUGCACGAUGGCGUGUGGUCAAUGUGUUCGUGAGCGGCCGAGGCGGCACCGCGCGCGACGGACGCAAUACAGCGCGCAAUAGCGUUCCGUUCGUCGCGUGACAUGCGGCCAUGGGAUGCGGACACUCGGAUGGCGGCAAGUCGUCCGAACCGCGGGUCGACGAGGCAUCGGGAACCGUCACUCAUCGUAGGGACGGUAUCGGUGGCCGGACGGCGGAGGGCCGAGGCGAUGGCGAUCACGCGGACGGGGCCGCCGCGCACUACAACAAUUACGGGUUCGCGGGAUUUCGCACGUGGACCAGCGUCGGGUUCCCGGUUCACCGUAUCACCAGAGUAAUGCAGGUUGAACAAGUGGAUGUCUGCGAAGAACAAAACAAUAAAAAGUUUACUAACAUAUCAAAUGAUGAUUUUAAUAAUUCUAAAGGGUAUCCAGAAGUAUUGACAAUUCAUGGAAGCUGGAUAUAUGGUCUUAAUGCAGGAGGGUCAAGGAAUAAUCUAGAUAUGUUUGAAACAAACCCUCAAUAUUUGCUCAAAUUUCCUACAGGUAAUACUUCUUAAAACAUUAUACAUUUAAAUGAAUAUGUGAUACUGUAUUAUAAAACUAAAAAAUAAAAAAAAAAAAUGUAUUUUAAUAAAAGUUGAUAUUACUCAUUUUCACUUUUCAGGACUUGUUGAAGAACAUUUAUUUAUUUCAAUUAAAAUAAUGUUAAAAGUGAAACGACUUAACAAAAAAAAUCCAUUAUACAUUGCU